UCUUCUAAUCUUCUUAUCUUGUUUUCCGACGAUCUCGUGAUUUCCGCACGUGUAUUGGGAUUACCUAACGCAGAUUACAAUACCGCUCCAGUCCUUCCAUUUCUGGAACCAACCUUAGUUUUUCUUUUCGGCGUCUCCAGCCUGCCAUUAAGAUAAUAACCGCUCUGCACAUUGUAUAUUCCUCUGUCGAUAUACGGACCGUUUAUCGGGGACAUAAAUCUACCAGCUGUAUCGCUGAUCACACUAAAAGAACUUCUUACGAUACUUCCCCUCAACCGUCGGAAUGGCCUCUACUUUAAACCCCACCUCUGGCGCCACCAACCCCUCACCCCAGAAGACAUUCACGGUUGGGACGCGCAAAUCUAAACUUGCCCUUUCGCAAACAGAACUGGUCGUCGCCGCGCUUAAAGAGGUAUAUCCUGACUAUGAAUUCAAAAUACACUCGCAGGAAACUGCCGGAGAUUUGAACACGACUAUUGCUUUCCGAGAGUUCACGACGAAGAACCUAUGGACGGAGGAAUUGGAGGAACAUUUAAUGGCUGGGCGAGUGGAUUUCAUUGUCCAUUCACUGAAAGAUGUGCCAACUGUCCUACCUCCCACAUGUGCGUUGGGCCCUAUGAUGAAGCGUGAAGAUUCCAGGGAUGUUCUAGUUGUUAAAAAAGGGCUACCAAGCAUGUCUUUUGCCGAUAUGCCUGCGGGAUCUGUUGUUGGAACCUCCUCCAUUCGCCGUACUGCUCAACUAGCUCUAAAAUACCCCCACUUGAAUGUCAUGGAUGUUCGUGGGAAUAUUGGUACUCGACUUGCCAAACUGGAUGCAGAGGACUCGCCUUACACUUGCAUUAUCUUGGCAGCUGCUGGUUUACUGAGAUUGGGCCUUGAUGACCGCAUCUCACAGUAUCUGGACUCUAAGAACGGCGGGAUGCUUUAUGCAGUUGGUCAGGGUGCGUUGGGCAUCGAAAUCCGAAAGGAUGAUCGGGUGAUACGUGAUAUGCUGAACAAUAUCGGUCAUAAUGAAACAACCUUUGCCAGCCUUGCUGAGCGGAGCCUGCUACGGACCCUUGAAGGUGGCUGCAGUGCGCCACUUGGGGUUGAAACUGAAUGGAUUCAAUCCUCUGAUGGAUCAAAGAAGCUUCGAAUGAGAUCUAUAGUUGUCAGUGUGGACGGUAAGGAAAGCGCUGAGGUUGAAAUCGAUGGAUCCGUCGAGUCCGCUCAAGCUGCUGAAGACUUUGGUGUGGCUGUCGCCAAAGAAUUGGUAUCCAAGGGAGCUGGAAAAAUCCUCGAGGAUAUCCAGCGGAACAAGCAGGCCGCUUAAGUGAUGAUAGUAUAGAUAGAUGUCCUGUGCUGAGGGGCUGGUCUUCUCCAUGGUUCAGAAAUUGUACCUAGACAGACAACUGUACAUAACAGAGAAAAUAUCGGCUUCAUAUGCUCCAUAUCAUACUUGCUAUUGAAAGAAACCUCGCAUGGAAGCUUGUUCCCG
Messenger RNA from Aspergillus alliaceus, 1477 nucleotides. Its product is annotated as porphobilinogen deaminase. Gene Ontology annotation, molecular function: hydroxymethylbilane synthase activity. Gene Ontology annotation, cellular component: cytoplasm. Gene Ontology annotation, biological process: heme biosynthetic process. The record is from RefSeq and is a predicted model, not a curated record. Lineage: Eukaryota; Fungi; Ascomycota; Eurotiomycetes; Eurotiales; Aspergillaceae. The transcript is spliced from 2 exons. Bases 284 to 1312 code for a protein of 342 amino acids.